Python bivittatus (Burmese python) is the source of this 3042-nucleotide messenger RNA. The record is from RefSeq and is a predicted model, not a curated record. Lineage: Eukaryota; Metazoa; Chordata; Lepidosauria; Squamata; Pythonidae.
UCUAUAUGUAAUUAAACCACCUGGAGUCCAAUUGGACUGAGGCAAUGUAUACAUUUCAUAAAUAAAUAAAAUUAAAAAAUCACACAUCUAAUUCUUGCAGAAGUAACACUAGGAUCCUACCAUUGCCUCAGAUCCAGGGGCAACUGCAGAGGGCUCAAACAGUCAGAAUGUCAGCUGACACAUCAUCUUAGCCACCAUCUUGACCUUUUUCACACACACACGAACACACAAGGAUGCCCUUGUCCAAAUCUAUGAAUGAACAGGACUCUGCUGAAUAUGGAAAGGCCAGUGUUGGGGCCAAUGGCAUGUGCAUAAGAGUUGAGAUGACAUGGGCUUGUUUUGGUGGGGACCCACUUUCUCUCUCUACUGCCCUGCAUGAUAUUGCUACUUCCAGUAGUAUCCAUGUGUUUCUGGCAAUCUCAUGUUUAACUCAACAUGUAUUUAAGUUCCAUUGUCUAAAUGUUUGUAAUAGAGGGACCGUAAUUUAAAUUUUUAUUCUGUACUGGCAACUGCAGCAAUAUUUUCUUUUUCAAACAUAAAUAACAACAGCAUCUUAUAUCCCCUGCCAGAUUCCUCCAUGAAGUAUCAUAUAAACAUUUCAGAUGACUACUAUGACUACUAUGACUAUGAUAACCUGAAUGAUACUUUGGACUACUCUGUACAUGACAUGAUUUGCAUCAAAGAAGAAGUGAGAUCUUUCAAUCAGUCAUUCCUACCAACAUUUUACUCUAUUGUUUUCCUUGUUGGAGUUGCUGGAAAUUUCUUAGUAGUAGCAAUCUAUGCCUACUUCAAAAAACGGAAGACCAAGACAGACAUAUACAUUCUUAACUUGGCUAUUGCUGACUUGUUAUUGUUAUUUACUCUUCCUUUUUGGGCUGGAAAUGCUGUUCAUGGAUGGGUGUUUGGGAUAUCCUUAUGCAAAAUCACUGCAGCUAUAUAUGCCAUGAACUUUAGCGCUAGCAUGCAAUUUCUGGCCUGUAUCAGCAUUGAUAGAUACUAUGCUACCAUCCAACCACAAAGUCAUCCAAUCACAAGGUCAACAAGGAAGCUAUGUUCCUUUGUCUGGAUGGUCGCCUUCCUUCUUUGCAUUCCUGAACUGAUUUUUAGGACAGUCACAUAUUUCCAUGGAAGAUAUGUAUGUCUUUCCAUUUUUCCUACAAACUGGGGAAAAAUGGUUAAGAUCACCACUGACUCUCUGGAAAUGGCACUGAAUUUUGUAUUGCCUCUCCUGAUCAUACUUAUCUGCUACUCAGCUAUAGCCAGAAUUCUCCUCAAAAGCCCCAGAGCUAAAAAAUCCCAGCCUCUGAAAGUCCUUGCAGCAGUUGUCAUUGCCUUUAUCCUCACCCAGCUGCCUUACAACAUCAUGAAGUUUUGGAAAACCAUGCACAUGAUCCUCCAUCUCAUCCAGGAUUGCAGGAUAAUCAAAAACACUGAUGUUGCAUUGCAAGUAAGUGAGACCCUUGCAUUGUUUCACAGCUGCCUGAAUCCUAUCCUGUUUUUUUUUAUGGGAGCCUCGUUCAAAAUGCAUAUCAUCAACAUAGCAAAACAUUAUGGGUGCUGGAAAAGACAAGGCAGCAUGGUAACUGAGGAGAUCCCCAUGGACUGUGAAGAUCCUGCAGAGCAAACCAGUAGCUUUACAAUUUAGAAAAGGAUAGGAAGAGAGCAUUUAACUUUUUUCAUGUUAGCUGCUCAGUGUCUAUUUGCUCUGGAUGAACUAUGAGAUUUCGGAAAGGUUAUGUUGAUUAUAGUUACUAAAACUACUAGGUUUAAGCAAAAUCAUUGCUACUUGAUUGUACAUACAUACAUACAUAUCCAUUACACUUUACUCUUUCAGGGUAAGCCAUGCUAUGCAAAGGAGUAAGACACAGUAAGAUGAAGAAAUUACAGAAAUGAGACUAGAAAAAGAAAAAAAGUUACAUUUCGUUUACACUAACCCCAUUCACUAUAUCUCUCCAUAUUUUUCUAUCCUUGCAAUUAUCACAUGCUGUUGCCUUGAGAUUGUGUACUUAUGUACUCUAGCCUUGAUAAGUAACUUCUUUUUUGGCAUUUCACCAAUAACAGCUUCCUGCAGUCUGCCUUUGCUAUGCUGGGAAAGCAUUAUUCUUUACAGUAACGAAAUAGACGCAAAAGUGCACCACUCCUCUAUAGACAAAAUCCUGUCAUAAUUUUUGAAAAUAUAUUAUAGAAACAGAGAGAUUGAGAUUCUGGAGAUACUUUUAAAAGAAUAAUAAUCCUACUCUAAAGCAACCUCAGAAUAUAUUAAUUGUAUCACAUGGCACUAUCUGGAAGUCAAGUCAUACUAAUAACAAUCCUAUUCCUAAUGAAGAGCAAGUAGGUCCAUCACUAAGUGGACUAGAUCUUUUUUAUUUACUCAUAGUUCCCACAUAAAGAUACCCAAGUAUUGCUAUUAUAAGUCACAAUACAAUGCUAUGUAUUCAGGAGUUUCAUUCAAUUUAAUGUGGAUUGUUCUCACAGGACUACAGCAUUGAUGACUUGUUAAAAUCAGACAAUGAUGUUUUAAUAUCACUGGUAAAUUAUGAUGGAAAUAUAUUACUCAGAUUUCCCCUACUAAUAAUACAGUAUACAAAUAGCACCUGAAUACUACUAAAUGUUUUGCUAUUGUUGUUAUUUACAAAAGCAGCCUUCAAUACAUCUGUGAUUUCAUACUGUUACGAAAAAGGUGUCAUUACACAUACAGGUAUGGGACACUUGAGGCACAAAUGCUUUGCUGCCAUUUAUAGAACUCCAUGGGUGAACUGGAUGAAGGAUCUGGACCCACAGAAUGAUGGGGGGACAUGUUGAUUCAUCAAAGCUGUUCUUAUGUUCUCACAGGAAUAGAGUUCAUUCCUAAACCCCACUGCAUGCUCAACCCAUAUCCUGGGAUCAAGAAUAACUUCAUCAAUAGAUGAAAUAAACAGUUAACCUUUAGUAUGUAAUUGUUCAAAUACAGGUAAACAAAACAAGAGAAACCUGUAUUUCCAGUCCACUUGAAGAGAAGGAUAUAUUAAUAUGAAAACUGACUAAACUUCUGCUAUAGGAAAU